GCCGAACAAUUCGCCACGCAGAACCGCUUCACAGCCCUCGGUAUCCGGUAUUCGUCUCACUCACACAAGAUGUUAGCUUCUCUUCCGAUGACUUCAGCUGCGUUGACUGUCGCGCGCACUGCUGUCGGCCGCACAACUCGGGUUCCCACGGUUUUCCGCGCCAACCAGCGUUCGGCUCUCGGGAAAAACUCGUCUUACUUUGGAUUUGGAACUGGAAACAAAAAUACUAAGAACACUCCCAACUCAGACGGUCAACUCGCUGCUGCGACUUCAGUUGAUGCUCCUGUUUGCAUUGUGACUGGUGCUUCCCGAGGAAUCGGAGCUGCUAUUGCGCGUGCUCUCGGUGGUGCUGGAGCUCGAGUUGUAGUGAACUACUCUGCGUCUGCUGGACCAGCAGAGGAAGUUGCAGCUGCGAUCAAGGCAGCCGGCGGUGAUGCAAUCUGCGUGCAAGCUAAUGUUGGUGUUGAAGAGGAUGUGGAUAAACUAUUCGCUGAAACUGUAAAAGCUUUCGGGGAGGUGAACGUUCUGGUAAAUAAUGCAGGAAUCACACGAGAUACGCUGAUGAUGCGCAUGAAGUUACAGCAGUGGCAGGAAGUGAUUGAUUGCAACCUUACUGGCGUAUUUAUGUGCUGCCAGGCUGGGACCAAAGCAAUGAGUAAGAAAAAGCCUGUGAGAGGGCGCAUCAUAAACAUCACUUCAGUAGUUGGCGUCACAGGCAACGCUGGGCAGGCUAAUUAUGCAGCAUCGAAGGCCGGUGUCAUAGGUUUAACUAAAACUAUUGCACGCGAGUAUGCUGGACGCAAUAUUAACUGCAAUGCUGUUGCUCCCGGCUUCAUCGCUUCCGAUAUGACUGCUGAGCUCGGAAGCGCAGUUGAGGCAAAGAUUCUUCAGACUAUCCCACUUGGACGUUAUGGUCAGCCAGAAGAUGUUGCUGGCCUUGUUAAGUUUCUGGCACUGGAUCCGGCCGCUGCAUACAUAACUGGUCAGGUUUUCAAUAUUGACGGUGGAAUGGUUAUGUAAAUUUUUGACCAUAGAUCCAGGUACAAAACUAAAGUGCACUCUCUCACUUCAAAGUUCGGUGUCAGAAAACCUACAUAUUUUUUAUUGAUGUUCGAAGGUAUGUAUUGCAAGUGAACAGAAGCAUGAAGCAUUCAUAUUCUGACGAAAACUCUGAAAAAACUCCUUGAUUGAGCAAUUAUCGUCUGGAGUUCAUCCAGCAAUAGUGCCGGCGUUGAAGCAAUAUUUAGUAUUCAUAGUUUUUUUCUUGAGAUCCGGCAUGAGAAAUAAUAUCUUCGAAGUACAGU
This is a messenger RNA of Micromonas pusilla CCMP1545, 1304 nucleotides long. Its product is annotated as 3-oxoacyl-reductase. Gene Ontology annotation, biological process: fatty acid biosynthetic process. The record is from RefSeq and is a predicted model, not a curated record. Gene Ontology annotation, molecular function: NAD binding; 3-oxoacyl-[acyl-carrier-protein] reductase (NADPH) activity. The transcript is spliced from 3 exons. Lineage: Eukaryota; Viridiplantae; Chlorophyta; Mamiellophyceae; Mamiellales; Mamiellaceae. Bases 88 to 1020 code for a protein of 310 amino acids.